This is a messenger RNA of Diatraea saccharalis (sugarcane borer), 1883 nucleotides long. The record is from the annotation of a GenBank genome assembly. Lineage: Eukaryota; Metazoa; Arthropoda; Insecta; Lepidoptera; Crambidae.
UAAAGUGUAAUAUAUAACUUCAGACGGAGUGACGGGGUGUUGUUAGUAGCGGUGGUUAGCCGACGUACGUGCGUUCUCGAUAUUAUACAUUUCUCAAGGAUCAAACAUGAAGAUGUGGUCGGUGAUUGCUCUUGCGCUGGUGGCGGCAGCAUGCGUCGAGGGGUAUUCAAGCGGUGCACCUUCAGAGUCCUGCGUCGAUAUGGUUCCUCAACAUCCAGUACCUCCACGCAAAACAGCGCCACCUUACACAAUCACCACUAGCACCAAGACCGUGAAGGCUGGUCAGCCAAUGGAGGUCGUGAUUUCCGGCAAGGCACCAUCGGACACCAUCAGGGGACUGUUACUGCAGGCGCGCGACGGUGACAAACCUAUCGGCACAUUCACCGUUGCACCCAACGACGAAUUCGCGCAGCUACUCAACUGUGGUACACCGGGCAAUGCUGUGACACACAAAAAACACGACGAGAAACUGGAUAAGCAGACAGUCGCAUUUACCUGGACUCCACCAGCCGGCUUCAAUGGCGAAAUUAAAUUUAGGGCUACCAUUGCUUUAAACGGUGCUGUAUUCUGGGUUGGCGUGGAAUCAGCCCCUGUCAAGGUGACCAAUUAAGGAAGCCCUUGAAUCAACACUAAAGUAUUAUCAAGAGAAUUUAAUAGAUUAUUUAUGAACAUAAUUCUAAUUUUAAAUGUAUAUAAAAGUAAGAAAAAUAGGCAACCAAUACUCAAUUCGUUCGUUCAAAGAUUCUGAUUGUAUAGUUACCACCCACCAAAAUUAAUUAUAUUUUUAUGUAUGCUGUGAUUUAUCUUUUAUUCUGUAUUAAAUAUUGUUCAGAAGUUACAAAUAAAUAAAGAUUUUUUAAAUAUAUUUAAAUGUGAUUUUUAAUGAUAUACUUAAAUAUAAUAAUAAAUAGAAUAAUAAAAAAAUAAUAAAAUUUCAAUAAAAACUUUAUUUGAAACGUAGCACCUACAAAUUUGUCAUUGAGAUCCUUCACACAUUUUGAUACAUAUUCGAGUGUAAUAACUAAUGUCACAUUAAGGUAUUAAACUAUUACCAACAAAUACUUAGAAUUAAGUAGGUACACAUUUAUGUAUUUUAAAAAUCCUUUUUAAAUAGUUUUAAACUGAUUACACUUUGUGUACCUUUAUUAUAAUUACAUGAUUAAAAACAUAUAAUUUAUUAUAUCCUAAUAAAUCUAAUAACAAAACCUUUUUUUGAUGUUUCUAAUUAAUGAUAUGAAUCAGAUUAACAUCUGUUUUAGACAUAAUGUUCAACACACUCAACAUUUCUGAACGCCAUUCAAGCAUCUGUACCCUUUGUACGAAAUUUCCCGACGCAAAAGAGGGGUGUUAUAAGUUUAACGUGUGUUAUUCUGUUUGCGGCAUCGUAGCUUCCAAACGGUUGAACCGAUUUGGAUAAUUAUUUUUUUGUUACAAAUGUGACUUAAUCGAGUGUUCUAAGAUUAGAAAUGUUUUAUUAAAAUCUGUGCAGCCACUUGAAGGUCGUCAGCUUUUAGAUAAUCGUUAAUUUAAUGGACUCUUAGUACACUUCUACUGCACUGAUUGAGUUAAAAAACUUGAUACAUAUAGCAAAUCAUAUAACACGAAAAUAAUAUGGUGCCCUUGACCUGAUGCUGCAGUCAGGAUAGUCUACAGAGUACCUGACUCCUCGACAACUAACAGCAGAUAUAUCGUGUUUAGGCUCAUUGAAAAGGGCUCAAUGAGUGGACAGAAUAUACUGCUAGUGACAAAAAUCGAGAUACAUAAAUAUUAUUAUACAAUGUGUUUAUUAAAAAAAAAUACCCCCUCCCCAUCAUAACAUAACACUUCUAAUACAAAAUAAACAAUAAAUACGCGUUAGUCUUUAUAAUAAUAUUUUUAUCCAG